Erythranthe guttata (spotted monkey flower) is the source of this 813-nucleotide messenger RNA. Its product is annotated as auxin-binding protein ABP20. The record is from RefSeq and is a predicted model, not a curated record. Gene Ontology annotation, molecular function: manganese ion binding. Lineage: Eukaryota; Viridiplantae; Streptophyta; Magnoliopsida; Lamiales; Phrymaceae.
AACACAAACGAAAUUAAAAGAAAAGAAAAGAAAUGAAAAUGUAUCUUCACUACUUCAUCCUCUUCUCUCUCCUCGCCGCCGCCUCCACCGCCCUGGUACAGGACUUUUGCGUGGCGGACCUCUCCCUCCCCGCCGGACCCGCCGGCUACCCCUGCAAGAAAUCCUCCUCCGUCACCGCCGACGACUUCGCCUUCCACGGCCUCGCCGCCGCCGGCAACACCACCAACAUCAUCAGCGCCGCCGUCACCCCCGCUUUCGACGGCCAGUUCCCCGGCGUCAACGGACUGGGCGUCUCCAUAGCUCGGCUCGACCUGGCCGCCGGCGGAGUCAUCCCCAUCCACACCCACCCGGCGGCGUCGGAGAUACUGGUGGUGAUCGAGGGGACCAUCUGCGCCGGACUCAUAUCGUCGUUCGACAACGUUGUAUACCUGAAGACAUUGUUCAAGGGUGACGUGAUGGUGUUCCCGCAGGGGCUACUCCACUUCCAGAUAAACUCCGGCAAGACUCCGGCGCUGGCGUACGUGAGCUUCAGCGGGCAGAAUCCAGGGCUGCAGAUCACCGACUUCGCACUGUUCGCCAAUGAUUUCCCGACGGAGCUCGUCGCCAAGACCACUUUCCUCGACGUCGCCCAGAUUAAGAAGCUCAAGGGUGUGCUUGGCGGCACUAAAUAAUUUUUUCAUUUAAUUAAUUUGUAUUUUCUUGAUUUUUCAGUUCAUUUCUUUUUUGUGUUUUGUUUCAGUGGUUCAGAUUUGUGCCACGUUGGCAUUCUUAAUUCAUCCCAAAUUAAUUUUCCGGCAUUUUGUUAAUUGUUUG